This is a messenger RNA of Schizosaccharomyces osmophilus, 2505 nucleotides long. RefSeq names its product vacuolar dipeptidyl peptidase (gene dpp1). The transcript is spliced from 2 exons. Gene Ontology annotation, molecular function: dipeptidyl-peptidase activity; serine-type peptidase activity. The record is from RefSeq and is a predicted model, not a curated record. Lineage: Eukaryota; Fungi; Ascomycota; Schizosaccharomycetes; Schizosaccharomycetales; Schizosaccharomycetaceae. The coding region runs from base 1 to 2505 and encodes 834 amino acids. Gene Ontology annotation, biological process: proteolysis.
AUGAAUGGUCAUGGGGGCGAGCCUUCAAUAGCUAGCCGUAACGGUUCUGUAACGAAGCAACAUUGGAGAAAGCGGAGUGCUAUCGUCUCUUCGCAGGAUGUAAAGGCGGUACUAGAAUCGGUAGAAGGAGAAAACGACGUCGAUAAGUCUAUUGAGAAUACCGAGUCUCGAAAGAAUGCCCGAAGGAAAAGGCAGUUUAUUUAUUACUCGUUGGUUGGUGUAUUGAGUUUGUUCGCUGCAAGCGUUAUCCUAUAUUCAUUUUACUUCUUUGUAAAUAAACAUAGAUUUCAUGGAUUCGUAAAACCAACUGAAAAGCAUCGGUUAAGUUCGUCUCAAUUUGAUGAUGGAAGCUUGAUGCCAUUCGCCCAGGAAAUUGAAUGGGUUAAUUCAAAGGAAGGCGUUGUACUAUAUUACGAUCGAAGUAACUAUCUUCCUGUAUUUUUUCUUCCUCAUGGCGCUCCAAAUGGACCCAGCAUGCAUCCUUCGACACUCCAUAUUCAUGAAAUAUGUGACUCGCUAACACAGAAGGUGGUUUCGUCCGAUUUGGAAUAUGUGGCAUACUUCUGUAGCAGGAAAAAGAGGUGGAGAUAUUCAGUGUAUAAUGAAAUAUAUAUUUUGGAGCGAUCCACUGGUCGGGUUACCAAUUUAAAGCAAAAUUCUCAAAUUAUCGUAGCCGAAUGGGCACCUGUGGGCCAUCGAAUGGCAUUUGUCGAUGGCUCUAACUUGUAUCUUUGGCAAGGAAUUGAUAUUCCAAUUAUUCCCGUUACCGAAGUCGAAGAGUCUGAAUAUAUUUUGAACGGAAUAGCAGAUUGGUUGUACGAAGAGGAAAUUUUGAUGUCACCGACAGCUUUAUGGUGGUCUGCAAGUGGUACUUGUCUGUCUUAUUUGUCUUUUAACGAUUCACUUAUACCAAAAUAUGUCAUCUCACAAGACGUUAUUGUUCCAAUUGAGGGCGACGCAUUCACGAAUCAAGAUGCGUUUCGUUAUCCUCGACCAGGUGAUCCCAUUCCAUCUGUUCAGUUAUUGAGUUCUUGCUUUUCUUCUGAUUCUGUUACGCAUCAUCAAGUUCUUACUCCGGAAGAAUCUCCUUUGGAUGAAUAUUAUAUUCAAGAUGUUUGGUGGAUUCAGGAUGAUUCAAUUAUGUUUGUUGAGACCUCAAGAGGUACUUCCCGCAGGCUGACUCAUAAAUACAAUUUGGGUGCUUCCCGUCUUGAUACUCUCAAUGAAGAGGUGGAAGAACAUACUAUACCACCAUGUUCUUCUUUACGAAUACGAAAUAUCGUUUGGCAGUCAAAAGAUGGUUACGUACGUUACAUGGGCAAUUCCCAAAGGAAAAGGCUGGCAUUUUUUAAUUUUGGCGAUGACAGCUUUGUGUAUAUAACGCCGGAUGACUUAUUCGUUUUGGAUUUUUGGUUGGCCGAAAAGUUUAUAUUUUACACUGCUAUCCAUCCAAGUAGAUCUUUUUCUAGUAUUUUCUGUUUAUCCACUGAGUUUGCAACUCAAGCAGAAAUUGAAGUAUCUCCUUCUAAUGGUUCUAAGUCUAUCAAGAUUUCUUCUGAUGCAAAUUACAUGCUGCUUAAUUAUUUAGGUCCUGAAAUACCCACUCAAGCAAUCUAUUCGUUGAAAGCUUGUUUGGAUGACUGGUUAAAUGGUAUUUCUAAUAAUGAUUUCUCCUGGACAGGAGGGCUCGUACCGGAUUUACUCCGUGUUGUGGAAGAUAAUGAAGAAUUACAAGCUGCUUCUCGAAAUUAUGAGUUUCCUUCUAAAUAUACCGAGACAGUGAAUACUCACAAUAUCACUGCUUUCUUUCAAGAAGUAAGACCAGAAAAUUUCGAUCCACGGAAAAAGUAUGCCACCGUUUUCGAAAUAUAUGGUGCGCCAGGUUCCCAAUUGGUUACUGGAAAGUAUGAGAUGGACGCGAACGAAUUGAUGGCAUCUUCCUUGGAUAUUCUCGUCAUAAAAGUCGAUCUGAGAGAAGUUACUACCAGUACCCUAUUGGGAAAUGACUUUUUAGCUUUACCCGCUUACUGGGUUGAUGUACUCGAGUGGUAUACUCAUAAGCCAUAUAUUGACAAUUCACGAUUGGGAAUUUGGGGAUGGAGUUUUGGAGGUUACCUUGUUCUUAAGAUUUUAGAAAUCACGGACAUGAUAUCUUCUGCAAUAAUUGUAGCUCCUGUUGUGGAUUGGCGAUUUUACGAUUCUUAUUAUGCAGAAAACCUUCUUGGUGCUUACUCUGCGGACACUAAAGACAGGUACGAACAGAGUGCUUUGCGUAUCUCUGAAAACAUAAAAAAUAUACGAAAUGUUUUAAUUGUACACGGUGCUAAAGAUGAUAACGUGCACCUCCAAAACACUUAUCACCUAACCUCUUCAUUAAUAAAACAGAACCUCGAGAAUUUCGUGCAGUUAAUUAUUCCUGAAGCAAAUCAUGAUUUUUCUAAUAUUCAAGUGUACCCUUAUUUGAAAAAGAAAAUUGCUACCUUUUUUGGCAGUUGUUUUCAAUAA